Messenger RNA from Acaulospora colombiana, 297 nucleotides. The record is from the annotation of a GenBank genome assembly. Lineage: Eukaryota; Fungi; Glomeromycota; Glomeromycetes; Diversisporales; Acaulosporaceae.
GGAUAUAUGAAGUCAGUCAAGGCAAAGCUAGCCGAGAAUGGGGCCUCUGAAGAGGAGGUCGCCGCAUUCGAAAAGGGUGCCUCAGGUUAUGCCAAAAAGAUCGUCGCCAAUUUCAAAGAUUACGAAUUUUACACUGGGGAAGGCAUGAAUCCAGAGGGUAUGGUCGCUCUCCUCAACUACCGUGAAGACGGUAUCACGCCUUAUUUCACGAGAUCAAGCUCUAAAGUGGUCGUCUUUCUUGCUCUGGAGGAAUGGGGGUCCUCGCUAGAAUGGCAACACGUCCUUGUCUAUUUGUAG